CCUAAGGAGACACACAUGUGAGUUAGCUGUUUGUUUUCCCGUUAAUUGUGGUCUUCAAUAGUUUUUCGACUAAAACGACUGCUUGAUGAAGGUAAAUAUAUAUAUAUAUAUAUAUAUAUAUAUAUAUAUAUAUAUAUAUAUAUAUAUAUAUAUAUAUAUAUCUAUAUCUAUACACAGAUGGUAAUUGAAUAGUUUUUUCUUUUUUUUUAAACUAAUAAAUUUGUAAUUAAAAUAAUGAGCAGGGUGUUAUGCGGUACUUUGGUAGGUGGGGAUUAGUCAGCUAUAAUAAUAAGCGAAGCUGUAUAAAACAAAAUGUAAAAAAAUAAAUAAUGAGCAGGGUGUUAUGCGGUACUUUGGUAGGUGGGGAUUAGUCAGCUAUAAUAAUAAGCGAAGCUGUAUAAAACAAAAUGUAAAAAAAAAAAACAAAAAAAAACAGUGAUCUAAAUUUAGGGGCUGAUCUCACUACGAAUAUGUAUAGAUAAGCAGUAUAGUUAAAUGCUGCAUAAAGUCGAAUGAAAGAAAUCAAUCUUGGAAAAAAAAAUGUUUGGAAUUUAAAACAAAAUAUUUUUGGUUAACAUUAUUUCCACAUAAAGUAAAUAUUUCUUCUUUUUUUUUCAAAUGGUAUAUUUACAGUAAAUGUUGGGAGCUACAGAAAAUUAUUUUUAACAAAAUAUUAAAAUAUUGUUGGCCCAAGUGUAUCUUUGAAACUGAUAACAGUCGUGGGGUUGAAUAAAAUAAUGAUAUAAUUCUACAACAAAAAGUUCGUUUCAAUUAUGGGAUAUGGAGAAUCAUUAAUUAGUUCAUUUAAGAACAAAAAAUAUAAACGGAUAAGAAUAACCAUGUUUUUAGACUAUCAAUUUCGAUAUCAAGGAAAAAAUAAAAAUGAAAUAGGAAAUUUUUUUUAAAAAACUUGUGACCCAAAAGGGUUUUCCCAAUGGGUAGGCUAGUUUUUUUUUAACUUUUAGGUUGCUAUUAAAACGAAAGACUUAAAACAGUGGUUCUUACAGUGGGGUUUUGCCGAUCCACAGAGGACUAUAACGUGUUACAGUAUCCAUGUGUGACCUUAAUUAUCGCUGACAAGGAAGCGUCCAAUGAAAGAUAUAACAUAACAGAUUAGAGAAGAAAAUAAUGUUUGGUCUAAUUUUCAAACUGAUAUAACGGCAUUUAUUUAAAUACAUUUCAAUUUUUUUUUUUUGGUUAUAAAUGUGAGCUGCCGACAGGAGAACUUGAAAUUUUAAAUGACUUAACACAUUAGCCGCAUACUGAAAAGACAUGAUUUCCUAAGCUUUUAGUUAAGAAGCUGGAUUGCGUGGAUUAUGACUUAAGAUUGUGUCGUUAAUUUGAUAAAUCAGAAAAAAAAGUUACUAACAAUCAAUGAAGUAUUCAACCAACCUGCUAUUAGUGAGCUUCUAAUAUAUAGCCACAUCAAAGCUGAGGAAAUAGAGAUUAGUCGUAUAGCACAGCAAAGUUUUACGGAAAUGGCAUUUCUACUGGAUAAAUUUCGUUGAUGCGAGAAAAGGAAGCUUUGCUUGUUGUCACUGGCACAUUUUUUGCAUGGCAAUAAAACUGAAAAUUAUAUAGUUUUAACUUUAGAGAAGUUCUGCCAAUUCAGGAAAAAUUCAUUAAAAUUAUACUUUGUAUUGAAACGAGCGCUACCAAUAAAUUUACCGUUCGAUGUUGCCUAUACAAGAGGGAAAAGGGUCAGAGCGAAAUUACCUUUAUAUUUUUCGUUGUGUUAUUUAUCGCUAACAUCUGGUGCUCUCAAUUACUGCGAAGCGGCACGUUGGCAAUGUCUCUUUGUCAGGCGCGAUAAAAGUACUUAACUAUCAUACUCAUCGUCCGUAAAUUAAAUUGUUUGAACAUGCUCAAACGUAUUGAGAAUUCCUGACGCUUUGUGUUGAAAGCGAUGCAACAUAAAUUGCUGUUUUUUUAAACGUAUUUUCUUGGGAAUAAAGGAUUUUGAAGGUGCUGGCUCCAAAAUAAAAAAAUCACACAAGAUAUAAAACACGACAUUAUUUAUCAUAAAAUUGCAUUUUCAAAGGAAUGCGACCUUACUUAUAUACAUGAAACAAUGUUUCUAAAUUUGAAAUAAAGUGACAACUCUAUUCAAAAUCAAUAUAAAAGUCGUAUGUUGGGUUUUGAAUCCCAGUUAUGUGAUGAAAGCAUUUGUUGUAGCAGGGCCGAUUCAGCGCUAAUGAUGUUUAACCAAAGUUUAAAGUUUGGCGACAAAGUUUUUGUCUUGAGCAUGACAUGCAUUAUCAUAUCCUCCGUAGUGGAAUGCUCCUUGUUACAUUCUCAUCAUUGCAUCAGGGUGAAUGUAGAUUUUAGUGAGUUUUACCAAAUUUGUUCAAAGCAAACAGAAAUCAUAUUAAUGUCCAAUGCAAUUAUCAUCCAUUAGCGGUCGUGAAAAAUUUAUUAUUAGAAUGCCUAUAAUUGGGUUCGUCAAGGAGUUCCUAAGGGUGAGUUUAGGAGCCAAAAGAGGGGCGGUGCCCGGACAAAUUUUGAGAUCGACAGGCUUAAUAAGAAGGAACAAAAAUAUCAAAAUUGUAUGUGAAAGUAUCAGUUAAAAUGAAAAUCUAAAAGAGCAUUCAUUUAAUAAGCAAACGACAUAUACAUGUACACGCUUUGAUUGAUAGAUUUUAUCAACUACGUUAGUGAAAUUGUGCAUUUGAAGAAUUUCGUUUCUAAACUUUUAAAAAGUAAAUGAUUUGAUGGGUGCUAUGUGCUAUAACGCAAAUUAAAAGGUGUGUUUCAAUCUCUGUGUCUAAACGUAUCAUGUAAGGUUUACAAAGGGCAAUCGAAUGAUACAAGUUGGUAGUCAAGAGACUACAACAAAAAGUUGGUAGUCAAGAGACUACAACAAAAAUACUAAAAAUGUAGCAAUGAAAUAUAUAUUAAUUUAGAGUAAAAAAUUUUUAGCUUUUUUUAAAAAAAAACAUCUUAACUCAUUGCGGAAAUUAGUGAAAUUUAAGAGUAUAUACAUUGAAACAAUAAGUUACAUUUGAGAAGAUUUAAUAUAAACAUAUCAAUUGUCGAAAACCAUAGUUUGAAGGCAGUGGCGACGCCAUCAAAUUUAACAUGGCGGGGUCCCUUGCAGGUCUUAAAAAAAUUUGGCAGGUCCCAAAUAAAUGAAUUAAAAAUAAACUUUUAUGACGCUAUAUUGACUUUUGUUGUCGAUCAAAAUUUAAACAUAUAAAGGCAUUUAAAAUGGAAGUUCUCUUACAUGUAAUGUAGUUUACGCUUAAUGAGCAUAUAUACAAUAUUAGUAACUAAUAAAAAUUUACGAGGUCAUUUGCCAGGUUCCAAGUUUUUUUUUUUAACAGGUCCUGGGACCCGGCGGGACCUGGUGUAGCGUCACCACUGUUUGAAGGGUUACAGACAGUUUUUUGGGUUUUUUUAAUAAAAAAAAAUGUCAUCUAUGCUUCCGGCUUCCUUGUUCUCAGUUUCGAUUUCUUAGAACUUGUUCAGAUUUCUUGAGAGGGGGAAUGUUGAUUCGUGACUCCAAGUUACUCUUGAAAUUCAACAAUUAUCUUAGUUUUUCUUGCACCUAGCCGCCACCACCCAUUCACUCGAACAAUUUAAAAUAAACUUAUUUUCGAAUACGAAAAUUAAAAGACCCAUCGUGCUGUCUCUGGUUUACGAAGAAGAUGCUGUGUAAAAAAAAAUCGUUUGCUCUGUAGCUUCCAACAAGCAUUGGGUAUGACACAAUAGUUUAAAUAAUGUGGUUAAAAAGGUAAUUUUUAAAAAAAAAUAGCAACUCAAUAAUAGUUUCAGAAAUGCGUUUUUAUGAAGCAAGCUCUAACAUAAACGGCUUGUCUAAUUCUUGCGCAAAAAGAUAGACCUGUAAUAUGAAUAUAAAGAUUUCUCUGAUCGUUUCAAAUUUGCUUCACUUUUUUUUUUUUUUAUUUUUUUUUUUUUUUUUUUUUUUUUUUUUUUUUUUUCGAAUUAUUUCAAAUUUUGCUUCUCACCUAUUAUUGCUAACUAACUUAACCAAAGGACUUACACCAAGCUGCUAACACAAUACAUGACUUCAACCUACUAUGACUCUGUACUUUAAACGUUUACUGAUUGAACUUAUGCAGAGCACCCUAAAUAAAUAUCCAAAUUAAUUAUGAUUUUUUUCCAAUUUAAUUUAAGGAAGUAAAUUGAUCAAUGAAAUACAUAUAUCAACGUCUAUAAAAAUGAAUUAAAUCCUUUGUAUUACAUUUAUUUCAGUCAGACACACUUCUGUUUACUUCAUAAUCAAUCAAGACGCAUCCUGCCAUACCCUGCAUCAGACCAAACAUCUUUAAAAAAAUUUUUUUAAAAAAUAACAACAAAAAACAAAAAAAAUAACAACAAAAUAACAACACUUAUAUUAGAAUUAAUGUUCUCAAGUAUAAAUCAACGGGAAUUAAUUCACUUUUUGUUUUUACGAUAAGGGAUCACGAAACUACUAUUUUGGUGAUCAUGGCGGCGAAUAGCAAGUUACUAACAAGUUUAGAGGGCUUGUCGCCUACAUACUUAGCGAAUGGAACAUUCAAAUCGCAGGCACUUGCUAUAGUUGCAUCGCUUAGCUCGGAAGAUUCGCCAAUACUAUCUUCUAGUACGAGGGGAUAUAACACUUUACAGCCAAUAGAUGAAAAGGUAUUAAUUCAAGAAAUAGUUAAAAUACAACUAACUAAAAUACGAGAUUUGUUCGGCAAGUACAAAAUAGCUAUUACUUCAGCACAGGGCAUAGAACCCUGUCCUUUAUAUUUUUUAAUAUAUUGUGUUAUUGAAAUGGAGCGAAUCGGUGAGGAAAUACAUGGUUCUUCGUUGUUUAAUAAAUGUGUUCAACUACAAGAUGUUUUACCUGAAAAUUUCAUCGAUAGACUUACAGUAAGACUUAGAGAAUUUCGAUUACCUGAUUUUGAAGACUUGGCGUCUUCGGAAAUAUUUCCGACGGUUCCCCAUGACGGACAAGUGUCUAGAGAAAAUGUUACGCUUGGUGAUGAAACUAACUUGGAAGACAGCGGAGAGGAUGAUGUUGAUGGACUGUCAAGUACUUCAACGGUGAACGCUCUGUUACUCGGCAGUCUCUCGGAUAAUUCAAGUUUAAUUCCGGGGUCGCCGGAGGACCUCGCUUCAACAAGCGUAGGAGCCCCUAGCAAUAAAAUGAGUGGAGAACGUGAAACGCGUCGCACCGGUUCACAAAAAGAGGCAUCUCUCAUUCGGCAAAACACCCGAGUAGGUGGACGUGUUGGUGCAGAGUCGGAGGAGAGGACAGCUAACUCGCGCAUCGUGGAGGCGUUGCUUGCGGUCACGAAUGAGAACAAGUUGCUGGAGGACUGCAAGCUGUGCGUCAAGUGUCACGACAAGCCACGGGGCAUCACCUUCCUCCCGUGCGGUCACUUCACGAUGUGCAGGGAGUGUGCCGGCCCGACCUACAUCUGCAAUUUAUGCCAGAAAAGUGUGUUGGCGACCGUUGAUACCUUUCUGUGCUGAUUAUUACCAACCAGUGGAAUGCGUUAAGUAUACUUUAUACAUGUCCAAUGAAAUUAAAGGGCGUAAAUUUACGUAACCAAAACAUAUUUUUAACGUUUUCACCUCCCAUUUAAUAUAUGGUAAUUUUCAGACGCACAUUUGUAUUUUUUAAAUCCCCAAAUUUUGGAUAAACUGAACCAUAAACAGCCAUGUAGCGAAAGUUGAUAUUUAUAUCUAAUCCCAGACCUCGUACAUAUAUAAAAAAAAAAUCACAUGCAUCAUUUAUAAUUAAAUUUAUUUGUUUGCUUUUUGAUGACUUUGCACUUUCAAAGCUCGAUUCCAUUUACAAUUUUUGUUAUGAUUCAUUGAUAAAAAAUAUCUUUCUAUUUCAACGGAAAGAAAGAACUUGUAAAGAAAGCAUGUACAUGAGUAGAUAGUUUACCGACAAAUCAAUAUUUACAUUUUUUUUUUUAUUAUUAUGAUUUUUUAACUGGCUAUUUAACAUAGCUUACUGACUUCACUAUAACUACACGC
Molecule: messenger RNA, 5979 nt
Organism: Lymnaea stagnalis (great pond snail)
Lineage: Eukaryota; Metazoa; Mollusca; Gastropoda; Lymnaeidae
Source: the annotation of a GenBank genome assembly